UUUGUUCUGCGAGAGGAGAAAACGACCUAAGCAGUAGCUCCAGACAUGGGAGCCAGAUGUUGCGGCUUGUGCUUCUGCGUGGAAGGGGACGAUAAGGAAGACGCCCUUGUGGACAACGACAGCAACAACCCCUACCAGCAUGAGCACAGCAAGAGGCAUGCCAAGUGGUGUGUAGACGACUCGGCAACGGAGCGGGUUUUCGUCCCUGACGCGUCGAGAAACAAGUAUCAAGUGGUGGGGUUAGGCGGGGCGACGGUCAGAAUGACGGCGCGACUCGACUCGCCGGUUUUGAGAACAUUGCCGCAGGGCACGGUGGUUGUGGUAGCACAGGUGCGAUCGCGACGGGCGCACAUCAUCAAGCCAAUGGACGGGUGGGCUAGCUUGUCGACGGAAAGCGGUUACGUAAUUUUGGAAGCUAUCGCGAGACCAACCAAGUAUAAGGUGGUCUACCGGGAAGGCAUUUUUGUGAGGAGCAGUCCUAGUAUCGAGGACGGGCGGAUAGUCCGAAUUGCGCCGUGCGGGACGGUGCUCAAGGCCACCGGCAAGACGGAGAUUUUCGACGCAGUAGAGAGAGUAGAGGUCGAAGACGGCUGGGUUUCUAUGCGCUUGCGGGAAGACAAGGGGUCAGGGGCGCCGUUGCUCAUGGCGCUAAACUAGAGCCAGGGCGGGAUCGAAUCAAUUAGUGUUGUCCGCUGGCGUUUGCCGGCUGUGUAGAGAGUCAGGACUUGGAAGGGAGAGACGGCGGCGGGUUGAACCUUACGUUGAUGGCGUGCUUGUCUCGUGCCGUUGGCGGUAGUCUAGUUUGUGGACCGUCCUGUUGCCCUGUAGUACUAGUUAGGAACGUGCUUCUUGUGGAAAACCCGGUGGUUGCGCUGUGAAGAUUGUUUCUUGGGCACACGAACUACGGGCGCCCUGGAUGCAACGAGCACGGUAGGAUUUAGAGUGCACUUUGGGUGGCGGUGUGGCUUGGAAGAGGAGUUGAACGGGAAAUUACACCAG
Molecule: messenger RNA, 999 nt
Organism: Ectocarpus siliculosus
Lineage: Eukaryota; Phaeophyceae; Ectocarpales; Ectocarpaceae
Source: the annotation of a GenBank genome assembly